Molecule: messenger RNA, 732 nt
Organism: Falco peregrinus (peregrine falcon)
Lineage: Eukaryota; Metazoa; Chordata; Aves; Falconiformes; Falconidae
Product: gastrula zinc finger protein XlCGF49.1-like
Exons: 1
Coding region: 1-732 (243 amino acids)
Source: RefSeq, a predicted model, not a curated record
AUGCGCCCAGCGCCCUCCUACCAGUGCAGUGCCUGCGGCAAGGCUUUCCGCCACCAUUGCAACCUCCUGACACACAAGAAGCACCGGGGCCGGCGCCGGCACACCUGCAUGGGGUGCAGCAGGACUUUCUGCUUGAAAGGGGACCUGCUGCGGCACCGGGCAAGCCACGGCGGUGACAGCGGCUACGCCUGCCCACUCUGCCGGGGCAGCUGCCGCCAUAAACGUGACCUGCAGGCGCAUCGCAAGGGGCACGCUGGCGCUGUGUGCCGCAAGUGCCCCGAGUGCGAGAAGCGCUUUGAGGACGAGGCCAGCCUGAGCCAGCACCGGGCUGCCCACUCCGAGGAGCGGCCCUUCCUCUGCAGGCGCUGCGACCGCAGCUUCAGCUGGAAGGAGAGCCUGAUCAUCCACCAGCGCAGCCACGCACAGGAGCGCUCCCACAAGUGCCCCGACUGUGGCCGCGGCUUCAGCCGCAGCGGGAACCUGCUGGUGCACCAGCGCGUGCACACAGGCGAGCGGCCCUUCGCCUGCCCCCAGUGCGACAAGUCCUUCUGCAACAAGGCCAACCUCAUCACGCACAAGAAGCUCCACCGACGCUACAAGACCUUCUCCUGCUCCCAGUGCUGUCUGGGCUUCAGGUCCAAGAGCAGGCUGCUGCUGCACCAACAAGUGCACGGGGAGGGGGAUGAGGGGACCCUCAGGGCGGGAGACGACUCUCAGGACUGCCAGCAGUAG